UCCGCGCGUCGUGUUUGAAAUUGCCAGCCUUACCGGUGGGCUUAUCUGCGCGGCCCUUCAGCACCCUAGACGUCGUCCAGCCAAAACCCCAACUCGGGAUUUUUGGCGCCAUAGCCGCGACUGCUGUAAACACGAAACGGGAGAAUAGAGCGCUAGGGCGAGGGAGAGAAGGGUUUCAGCAGAGAUGGUGGAGGCGACCGCUCCAAUGGAGAUCGACGGCGACGCGCCCCUGGCAAGGCCCAAUAAGGGCAAGGCUGCCCUCGGCUCCGACGGCAAGUCCGCCCCGUGGGUCGAGAAGUACCGUCCCCAGUCCCUCGCCGACGUCGCCGCCCAUCGCGACAUCGUCGACACCAUUGAUCGGCUGACGAACGAGAACAGGCUGCCCCAUUUGCUUCUUUAUGGGCCGCCGGGGACCGGGAAGACGUCGACGAUUCUGGCAGUGGCACGGAAGCUGUAUGGGGCGCAGUACCACAACAUGAUUUUGGAGCUCAAUGCAUCUGACGAUAGGGGGAUUGAUGUCGUUCGACAGCAGAUCCAAGAUUUCGCCAGUGCACGGAGCCUCUCCUUUGGUGCAAAGUCUUCUGUGAAGUUGGUCCUGCUGGAUGAGGCAGAUGCUAUGACUAAGGAUGCACAGUUUGCAUUACGCAGAGUGAUUGAGAAACAUACAAAGAGCACUAGGUUUGCACUUAUCUGUAAUCAUGUCAACAAAAUUAUUCCAGCAUUACAGUCAAGAUGCACUCGGUUUCGGUUUGCUCCGCUUGAUGCUUCUCAUAUCAGAGAACGACUUGAAUAUGUGAUAAAGGCUGAAGGGCUUGAUGUGGUUGAGAGUGGCUUAACUGCCCUGGUACGGCUGAGCAACGGUGACAUGAGAAAGGCUCUGAACAUACUGCAGUCAACACAUAUGGCUUCUCAGCAUGUAACAGAAGAAGCUGUCUACCUCUGCACUGGAAACCCAAUGCCAAAAGACAUUGAGCAGAUAGCCUAUUGGCUGCUUAAUGAAUCAUAUACAGCCAGUUUUAGAUAUAUAUCUGAUAUUAAAAUGAAGAAAGGACUGGCCUUGGUUGAUAUUGUGAGGGAAGUUACAAUGUUUGUUUUCAAGAUCCAAAUGCCAUCAGAUGUUCGAGUUAAGCUAAUCAACGAUUUGGCUGAUAUUGAGUAUAGAUUAAGUUUUGCAUGCAAUGAUAAAUUACAGCUUGGAUCGCUCAUCUCUACAUUCACAAAUGCUCGUUCUGCUCUGGUCGCUGCUGCCCAGUGAACUUGCAUCCUUUGGUUGGUUUUGUUUCCUGGAACAUCUUUGCGUUGCAUAUAAUAGUUAAAAGGCAUGAUGCCCUCCUACCCGCUGUAUUGUGUUGAGUGAGUGUGACCGAAGUAAUUUCUAUGGAAAGACUGACUGAUGAUGUACACAAGGAAAUGUAGCUUUACUGAGACUAUGGAUGUAAGCUAUGUUAUAUGUUUUUUUAAAAUCCUGCGGGUCACCUAAACAGAAUGCAAUCUUAUCGUGUAGCUUUGUAUUUUAAGUCAAGACGCCUUUUAAAAUUUACCGCUGCAGGAGAA
Messenger RNA from Elaeis guineensis (African oil palm), 1554 nucleotides. RefSeq names its product replication factor C subunit 3. The record is from RefSeq and is a predicted model, not a curated record. Gene Ontology annotation, biological process: DNA repair; DNA-templated DNA replication. Gene Ontology annotation, molecular function: DNA binding; ATP binding; DNA clamp loader activity. Gene Ontology annotation, cellular component: DNA replication factor C complex; nucleus. Lineage: Eukaryota; Viridiplantae; Streptophyta; Magnoliopsida; Arecales; Arecaceae.